Molecule: messenger RNA, 1381 nt
Organism: Blastomyces gilchristii SLH14081
Lineage: Eukaryota; Fungi; Ascomycota; Eurotiomycetes; Onygenales; Ajellomycetaceae
Product: siroheme synthase Met8
Exons: 3
Coding region: 132-914 (260 amino acids)
Biological process (GO): siroheme biosynthetic process
Molecular function (GO): precorrin-2 dehydrogenase activity; protoporphyrin ferrochelatase activity
Source: RefSeq, a predicted model, not a curated record
CUCAGCAACAAUUAAAUAACUUCCAUAUAACCAUCAACUGAACUCUUUUUUAGCUCUUAUUCUAAGUAUAAAUAAAUAUAAUCUACUUUGAUUCCUCUUCCUAAGCAUACCCAUCCACAUGUCUUGCUGCUAUGCCGUCCUCUAAAUUCCCGCAGAUCCAACCAGGCGGCUCCUUGAUCGUCGCAUGGCAGGUCAAGAACAAGCACAUUCUAGUGGUUGGUGGUGGUGAGGUAGCAGCCGGCCGCAUAGUGCAUGCGCUUAAUGCCGAUGCAAAGGUAACCGUUAUCAGCCCAUCCUCAGGUCUCAACGAUGAGGUCUCCUACCGCAUCGCCUCGAAACAAGUCUCGCACAUCGACCGCAAAUUCGAGCCUCGCGACCUUGAUCCCGACGAUGAUAAUGGUGUUGGGGUGGUAGACAUGGUGCUCGUUGCCGUCGAUGACCCAGAGGCGUCGACGCAGAUCUGGAAGCUGUGCAAGGAGCGCAGGAUUCCCGCGAAUAUAGCCGAUGUACCAUCAGAGUGUGACUUUUACUUUGGAAGCGUGCACCGCGAUGGGCCCUUGCAGAUCAUGGUGAGUACAAAUGGGAACGGGCCGAAGUUGGCCAGUAUGGUGCGGAAGGAAAUUGCGCGGACAUUGCCAAGGAACACAGGGGCGGCGAUUGAAAACGUUGGCAAGUUGCGGAGGAGGCUUAGAGAGAUCGCUUCUUCACACAAAGAUGGGCCCAAGAGAAUGAAAUGGAUAUCACGGAUAUGCGAAAUGUGGAGCCUAGAAGAACUCGUAGAGAUGGACGAGGACGAUAUCGAGACUCUGCUUGGCUACUAUCCCUCAGACAAGGUGCCGACGUUCGAACAAGUGCGCCUGGGAGAAAAAGCCAGCUUGACUGCCUUUGACGGGAGUAUGGGCUUUAGCUGUUGAUAGGGAGCUUUCCCUCCGAAUGUAUAAAUUGUUAUUGUAUUGGCUGGAUAGGUGCGAGUGGAAGUGAUUGUAUGCUAAUGCACAUUUACCGGUGCGUAUACAAAUUCCUAAUUGUUUGCAAUAAUGUGCGGCAAGCCUAAGCAUGGUAAUGGCGAUCUCUUAUGGACUGAAGCAUGUAAGAGUAUAAACUAAAUUAGCAUGUUCAUAUUAUAUGGUGUUGGAGAAUUGAAAUUUUUAUGGGCCUUGUUCAUGAUCCAACGAUCAUCAUUUCAGCCAAAACCGACAACGGCAAGAGCAGGCAAUCGAUUAUAUAAAUAGAGAGGUAUACAUAUAUGAAAACGCGCGAAAUCUAGAUAAAAAAAAACGCCAAGCGCAUUGACCACAGAGGAGAAUAACUAAAUAAUAAACAAAAACAUGAUCAAACCAAGGAAGUCUAGGUAGGUGUACAGGGCAAAAGAGGGCGUCGG